Messenger RNA from Aspergillus niger, 2949 nucleotides. RefSeq lists its product as uncharacterized. NCBI's taxonomy places the organism in Eukaryota, Fungi, Ascomycota, Eurotiomycetes, Eurotiales, Aspergillaceae. The coding region runs from base 1 to 2949 and encodes 982 amino acids. The record is from RefSeq and is a predicted model, not a curated record. The transcript has 5 exons. Gene Ontology annotation, molecular function: protein binding; serine-type endopeptidase activity. Gene Ontology annotation, biological process: proteolysis.
AUGAUCUUCAAAGAAUCACUAAAGAUCUUCCGAGAAGCCACACCGUCCGAAACAGCCAAGAACCCUGAUCUCGACUUGGAUUACGACGACGAUGACUCUACCAAUUAUGCAGUGCAGAUGUCUCCAAAAGAUAAGGUACAGGCCGCCUUCGACGAGAUUAUUAGCAAGAUCUGCAACAAGACCUUGGACCUAAGAAACGAGGGCUCUCGAGCCGCGUUUAUGGCCGACUAUGGGCUUUUCCUGGAGGAGAGAACCCGGGUCGACAGACAGACCUUCUUCCAUAUAGCAGCGAGCAGGCUGGCACACAGCACCGCCAUACGUUUCGUGGUGAGGAAAAAGAGACAUCUCUUGCAGUACAAAGACGCCAGUGACAGGACCCCUCUACAUGUUGCUAUCGUGUACGGGAACAAUGCCUUUGUGGACGCCAUACUAAAGGAGGUUAAUGGUACGGAAUUGGACCUUCUUCUGCGAGAGACUUGUGCAAAUGGACAGAACUGUAUCCACGCUGCCAUUUAUCACUCCCUGAACCAGGGAUGUGCUUUGAAACUUAUCGAGGGGGCAUCAAACACUACACUUUCUGCGAGCGAUCACAAUGGCCUUACCCCUUUGCAUCUUGCAGUUGAGUAUCAUCGGUCCUCUGCCUCGCAAGUGGGCCUUGUGAGGGCGCUCAUCGCACGCGGGGAUGGGGCCUUGGAUAAAUUUACGACAAAUCCGCCCAGUCUGUCGGUGUACGAAUAUCACCGCUACACGCGGGAAAAAGCGCAUAUGGGUCAACAGGGUGCAAAAUCAGGGAGCUCUCUCGAGCUUCAAGGAGGACAAGUCGAAGACCAGUCAACCCUAGUCAGAGGUAGAAGAGCGCUUGAUGAGCUGCCGAUACAUCAAAAUACCCGAAAUCUGCCGCAACAGAUGGACAAAGGUGAUCAGAGGCAAGAACCAAGGACGGACGUGUCUCGGGAAAUUGAUACGGAUUCGUAUGCAGACAGUAUCCAGCAAGUGAUGAAACUGUAUUACCUUCGAUCAACCUUCGAGAGUGCUCCCGAACGGAAUAUUAGAGACCAGCUCUCUGCAACGAGGUUCCUAUAUGGUGCAAAUAUUCGAAAUGUUAAUCUCUCAUUCGACUUCUCUCAGGGCCCAUUGACCAUAUCUCAAGACUCUUUCGAAGACAGCUACCGUCAUAUGGUCUUCGACGAAGUUCUACGAUACGUAUCGUUCCGACCAGUGCUGUUGCAAAAGCCUCCUGGGCCUGCACCAGGUUCAAGGUUAGCAAAGAAGCUAGCCCAGACUAAAAAAGAGGAUCAGGGUCCGAACGAUCUCGUCUUCUUCUUUAACUGGCUCUAUCGUAAGAAUGUCAGACAUAUUCUCAAGGUUGUCGUCCAUGAUACAGAAGACGCACCCCACACAGAUAAGGCAAUGGUGGAUUGUCUAAGCAAGUUCGAAAUAGAGACGCUGUCUUGGCGGAAGGUUGAUUUGAGUUCUCAGACGUUAUUCAAUGCCUGCCGGAAUUUGAAAGAAGUUUAUCUCCGAUGGAGCGGGAAUUUAUCUAUCUUGAAGACCUGGACUGAGCAGGAUGGCCUCCUAAAAUUGGAGGAACUGGAAUGUGUUCAUCUGGUUUGGAAUAAAGAAGAGGGUCCGGAGACGUUUCACAAAGUGGCUUCCGCAGUCGAAUAUCUUCAAUCAAGGUUCAACCAAGCAGUGGCAGAGAUCAAUACUGCUCGAAGGAAUAAUAACAAGAACAGCAGCCUAGUUGAGCCACGAAACCCAAUCGUCGUCAGAAAAAGCGAAAUCGGGGUUACACCCAACAAGAGACCCAAAGACACAGCCAGUUCAGCCAACGUAUCGAUCGACAUACGAAAAAGACGAAUACAGCCAAAUCGGUGGUUGGAUUGCGUAGACCGAUUUGCAGACGAGCUUCAGAAUGUCAAGUUACUUCCGACAGAUAUGCCUAUGCUGAAGGAAAAUAUCAAGGUAGGCGUCAUUGAUGAUGGGGUUGAUAUUCACAUCGAGUCCCUUCAAGGAAAGGUCAUCGGAGGCGAAUCUUUCGACCGCACAUACCUUGAUGGCAACGGAACCAGUCCAUAUUACAUUUCCGGGGGUGGCCACGGGACGAUGAUGGCAGAUAUGGUCUGCAGGGUUUGCCCAACGGCCAGGUUGUAUGUCUGCAAGCUUGAGAUGCAUCCGGACCCUGACGGUGGCGGUAGGCAAAUCUCCGCCGAAAGCGCUGCAAUGCCUAACAAAUCUCAGGCCGUAAUGGCAGCUGUCCGCCAGAAAGUGGACAUUAUAUCCAUGUCCUGGACAAUUCAGGAAACAGAAGAUAACCAAAGCAGCAUCACCGCACUUCAAGAUGCAAUCAGAGCCGCCUUAGACGCAAAAAUUCUACUCUUCGGCGCCGCAUCCGACAAAGGGGCCGUUACAGAGAUUGAAUAUCCCUGUUUCUUCGACAGACGCAUAUUCAGAAUCGGUGCUUCCACAGCCGAUGGCAGGGUAUAUGGCCCAUCGGGCAACCCGCAGAACCUGAGCUUCAUCUUCCCAGGACAUAAGAUAUCCCCGCGGAGCCCAUAUCUCGAGAAGGGGCUGCCCAUUGAUUCAGAGGAGAAGUCUGGCUCUUCCAUCUCUACUGCUCUAGCAGCAGGACUUGCUGCUCUUGUUCUGCACUGUAUCCGGCUUGGAGCGAUUCAAGCGGAGAUGGAGGCAAGACAGACUGGGAGAUGCUCGUCGACCGCGGUUCGGCUUUCGGAUCUGAAGAAAGCUAGGGACUUUUAUGGUAUGCGAAGUAUCUUUCGGGGAAUGGGCCUGAAUGAGGAUAAUCAGAGGUAUAUUGAGAUCUGGAAGCGACUUGAUGGGCCGGCUAGGAGGCUGAGGUCACCUAGUGGUGAGAGUGCGGAUAUGACUGGGUUGGAGAUUAUUGCUGGGUUGGCUCGCGAUCUUGUUUCGGGGAUUGCGGAUCAUUGA